Molecule: messenger RNA, 1236 nt
Organism: Pneumocystis jirovecii RU7
Lineage: Eukaryota; Fungi; Ascomycota; Pneumocystomycetes; Pneumocystales; Pneumocystaceae
Exons: 5
Coding region: 1-1236 (411 amino acids)
Source: RefSeq, a predicted model, not a curated record
AUGAGUGACUCAAAAAAGGAUUUACCAUCUGGAAUUCUCUAUAUUAAUAAUGCACUUGCUUUACGAGGAUUAUUGCCAGAUGGUAAUCAACGAAUUCUAAAUUUCAAUUCUUCAGAUUCUCAUGAAGUAAUCAAAAUUAUUUAUGAUCUUUUAGAAAAAAGAGACAAAGAUUUAAUAAUACACGAAAAUUCUCUUGAAAAAUUAAAAGAAAUUCAGUCUCAAAAUGAAAAAUACUCUCGUCAGCUGAAUAACAUGAAAUCAAAACUGGAAGAAACAGAGAAAGAAGUAAUUUCACUAAAAAAAAAGCUAGAUUAUACAAAUAAAGAACUUUCAACUGCGUUGAUUGAAAAAAAAUCAGCAAAAGAUUAUAUAUCAAAAAUAAAAAAUUCUUUAAUAUACAUAAAAUCACAAUACGCAAACGAUCUUCGAAAAAAAGACCUACAACUAUCAAAAUUAAAAGAAUAUCUUUUGGGUUCAGAGUUAUCUAAAAAAAAUAAAAAUUCAUCAACAAUGCAAAUACAAACAAAUUCGAUUUUACAUAAAGGCCCAUUAUAUACACCAUCUUUAGCAAUAGAAGACCUAACUAUAAAUGAAAAAUUGUCCGAAGAAGCAUUUUCUAAUCUUAUUUUUCUCUCUAGAAAAGUCUCAAACACCAAUAUACAACUCAACAAUAUUAUUUUUCAAGUAUUAUCUGAUCUCGACUAUCUUAUUGGAACGAAAGUAGAUCAAGAGCCAUUGUUUUCAUCAUCUACACUGUCUCCUAUAAUUUUAGAAGCACAGUUACAAGUUAGACUGAAAUUAUUAUCUGAUAUUAUAUUUCAAUCAAAUAAUAAUACUCCAUUAUCAGAAACACAAACAAAAGAUCAAGAAAUAUACUUUCUAAAACAAGAAAUACAAAAAUUUAAUAACAGUUGGACUAAUACAAAAGAGUUUUUAAAUAAUUUUCAAAAAUCUAUAUUCGAAAAUAAAAACACUCCUAUUGAAGAAUGGGAAGAAAAUCAGAUAAAUGCAAGAAAUAUUUCCAAUAAAAAUAUUUCGCAUAUAUUCCAAAAACAAAAAGAAGACUCAAUAAAUGAUUACCAAUUAUUAUUGAUGGAGCAAAAUAACAAAAUAGAAUUUUCUAAUAAUUCAAAAACUAUUGUUCAUGCUAACACAUCAUUCGAAAAAGAAAAUGCCUUACAACAAGAAUUAGAAGAAGUACUCGGUUUACUUCCUAAGACACCUGUUCAAAAAUAA